Molecule: messenger RNA, 1615 nt
Organism: Ornithorhynchus anatinus (platypus)
Lineage: Eukaryota; Metazoa; Chordata; Mammalia; Monotremata; Ornithorhynchidae
Gene: SRR
Product: serine racemase
Exons: 9
Coding region: 105-1121 (338 amino acids)
Biological process (GO): D-serine biosynthetic process; L-serine metabolic process; pyruvate biosynthetic process
Molecular function (GO): magnesium ion binding; serine racemase activity; L-serine ammonia-lyase activity
Source: RefSeq, a predicted model, not a curated record
AGGGCGGCGCAUGCGCGCGGAGGCGGGCGCGGGAAGGCCGUGGUCGCCGUGGUGGUGGAGGAGGCGAUGGUGGUCGGCUGCGAGGCGGGGGUGGUGUCAGAAACAUGUGUGCUCAGUAUUGCAUCUCGCUGGCUGACGUUGAAAAUGCACAAGCCAACAUUCACCGCCUCAUCCACCUCACACCUGUCCUAACCAGCUCCAUUCUGGAUGAAUUAGCUGGCCGCAGACUUUUCUUCAAAUGUGAGCUCUUCCAAAAGACCGGGUCCUUCAAGGUUCGUGGAGCCCUUAAUGCACUCAAGGGCUUGACUGCCGGCUCUCUCAGAGGCGGGAAGAAACCGAAAGCUGUCGUGACUCACAGCAGCGGGAACCAUGGACAAGCUCUCACCUUUGCAGCCAAAUUGGAAGGAAUUCCUGCCUAUGUGGUGGUUCCCCACACUGCUCCACCCUGUAAGAGAGCUGCAAUCCAGAGCUAUGGGGCCACGGUGGUGGACUGUGAACCCAGCGAUGAGUCCCGGACAGAAGUGGCAUCAAGGGUGGUGCAGGAGACAGAAGGCACCUUCGUGCACCCAAAUCAGGAACCUGCUGUGAUUGCCGGCCAGGGCACCAUUGCCCUUGAAGUCCUUCAGCAGGUUCCUCUAGUGGAUGCCCUGGUGGUGCCCGUUGGGGGCGGUGGCAUGAUUUCUGGAAUUGCAAUCACAGUCAAGGCCCUGAGACCCACCGUAAAGGUGUUUGCUGCUGAGCCAUGCAAUGCUGAUGACUGCUUCCAGUCCAAGCUGAGAGGGGAAUUGAUCCCUAACCCUCAGCCCCCAGACACCAUCGCCGAUGGGGUCAGAUCCAGCCUUGGUACCAAUACCUGGCCCAUCAUUCGAGACUUUGUGGAUGAAGUCUUUACUGUAACUGAGGAUGAAAUCAAGCAAGCAACCAAACUCGUGUGGGAGAGGAUGAAGUUACUUAUCGAACCGACUGCUGGGGUCGGAGUGGCUGCCGUGCUGUCCGAGCAGUUUCAAACCGUUGCCCCGGAAGUUAAGAACAUCUGCAUCGUGCUGAGUGGUGGGAAUGCAGAUUUGACCUCCCUGACCUGGCUUAAGCACUGCAGAGACCAGGAGGCUAGCAACUGCUAAAAAGAUGCCAGAGCUCCCUCUGGGAGGGAUUGCCUCUGGUCAGGCACACAGGUAAUUUGAACCUGUGCAUUUUAAGAACAAGUUCCCACCUCGGUUAAAGAACAUGUAGCGCACAACUGCCAUCUUAGUGAAGAUUUUAAAAGGGUGACCACUGAGCACAAGCCUCUUGAUGAUCAUUCGGUCUGGAUCCACUGACAGCAGCGAACCGGUAGCAAUGAGGUCGUGCAUUCCUAGAGGAGAGAGAAGAGACGAGUGUUCAGCGGUCAAAGCCAGGCUUGGUCACACCAAGAUUCCCGCAAGAGCAAGAGGAAAAUAGCCAACCGCAAGUCUCCUUUCGGGAAACGAGUCUCAACACUAUCCCAUAGCCACUUCAUACGUUUGGGAGCUCCUUGUGGGCAGGGAAUGUGUGUAAUAACACUAUUGUAUGGUAUUCUCCCCAGCACUUACUACAAUGCUCUGUAUGUAGUGUUCAAUAAAUACCGUUGAUUGAUGAA